Molecule: messenger RNA, 1184 nt
Organism: Clupea harengus (Atlantic herring)
Lineage: Eukaryota; Metazoa; Chordata; Actinopteri; Clupeiformes; Clupeidae
Exons: 1
Coding region: 213-1184 (323 amino acids)
Biological process (GO): DNA integration
Molecular function (GO): nucleic acid binding
Source: RefSeq, a predicted model, not a curated record
AGACUCCUCUGAUUAUUCCCGGUCAGCAUUGCAUCGGCACUUUGCUCAUCAGACACCACCACGAACAAAUCCAUCAUCAAGGCCGUCACUUUACAGAAGGGGCGGUCCGCUCAGCUGGCCUUUGGAUAGUUGGUGGGAAGAAAAGAGUGAGCAGCAUCAUCCACCAGUGCAUAACCUGCAGAAAACUCAGAGCUCCACUCAGCAUCCAAAAAAUGGCUGAUCUGCCAGCUGAUCGUCUGUCAACAGACCCUCCAUUCACAAACGUGGGUCUGGAUGUCUUCGGCCCUUGGAACGUUUCAUCACGCAAGACCAGAGGUGGCUUCGCACACAGUAAGAGGUGGGCGGUGAUCUUUACGUGCAUGAGCAUAAGAGCUGUGCACAUUGAAGUCAUAGAAUCCCUCGACACGUCUAGCUUCAUCAACGCGCUACGGCGCUUCCUUUCGGUACGCGGGCCAGUCAAACACAUUCGUUCAGACCGCGGCACGAACUUCAUCGGUGCCUGCAAAGAGUUGAAGAUACCAUCCAACAUUGACAGCUCUGCGGUAAAGACUUACCUGUCAGACAAGGGCUGCACUUGGACCUUUAAUCCUCCGCAUGCAUCCCAUUACGGCGGAACAUGGGAAAGAAUGAUAGGACUGACAAGGAGAAUUCUGGACUCAAUGUUCCUCCAGCUGAAAGACAAGCUCAGCCACGAAGUGCUGGUGACUUUCAUGGCAGAAGCAGCGGCGAUCAUCAAUGCCAGGCCACUUGUUCCAGUGACAACGGACCCUGAUGACCCACUCAUACUCACGCCAGCAGCUCUUCUCACGCAAAAGAUGAACAUUCUUCCUGCUCCUGCCGGUGAGUUCGGAGUUGCUGACCUCUACAAGUCCCAGUGGCGACAGGUUCAGCACCUGUCAAACACCUUCUGGGACCGCUGGAAGAAGCAAUUCCUCCCAACACUACAGGCGCGCAAGAAGUGGCAGUCCACCCAGCCAAACAUUCAGCCAGGAAGUGUUGUUCUCCUUAAGAACAGACAAGCACCCAGGAAUGAAUGGCCUCUUGGACUGAUAACACAGGCCUUCCCUGGCAAGGACAGUAAAGUGCGCCAGGUCGAGGUGAAGACCAUCAAACCAGGAGGGACUAGUCUCUUUCUUAGGCCAGUCACUGAAAUAGUGCUCCUUCUACCUCCAGAGGCCCAGUAA